CUUCCUCUCCACCCGUACCUAUCUCCAACUCCGUAACUAAGAAUCUUCGCUGUCAAUUUGCUUACUCUUCUACCAGCCUGCCAAUAUCGACGAAGCCCAGUCAUCCAUCCCCUAAGCAUCAAUAGCAUCGUAUCAACAUUAAACAGCAGCCAUGGUGUCCGAGGACCGCCAGCGGGUCAUCGAGACCAACCGCUCCCUGCGCUUGAUCAAGAACGAACUCGAAUCGCUUCUUGAAAAGGGCGUAAUCACCGACGACGCCUUUGACACCAUCACCACGCUGCUCCCAGCCGAGUCAAGCCUGUCCGCCAACCCGGCAGCGCGGACUGUCGCCCAACAACAACAACUCCCGCCCACACCCGCCCGCUCAACACCACCUACUCCCCAACCAGCAGCCCCAGCACCAACCGCUGCUGCUGCUGCCGCCGUCCCACCACCGUCCUACGCACAGUCCACGGCCGCGCCCCCACCCCUGCCCAUUCGCAACCAGCCGCCUACGCCCGCCGCCCCGGAAAAGCCCGUGCUGGCCUACGCCCGCGCGCUGUACCGCUACGCGGCGGGCGACGCGCGCGACUGCUCGCUGGAGCGCGACGACCGCGUCGCCGUGUACGAGUACAUGAACGCCGACUGGUGGAUGGGGCGGAACCUGCGCACGGGGCAGGAGGGUAUUUUCCCGCGGAGCUACGUCGUGACGGUUGAUCCGGCCGCCGACGAGGAGAAGAAGCAGCAGCCGAUGGUGCCGGUGGUGCCGGUGGUGCAGCAGCAGCAGCAGUACCCGCCUGCUCCGCCGCCGGGACAGCCCGUCGUGCCCUACAACCAUCACCAGCAAGAUGAUGGGGGUAGUGGUAGUAAAGUUGGUGAGCACGGCAAGAAGUUUGGUAAGAAGCUCGGGAAUGCGGCUAUUUUUGGCGCGGGCGCUACGCUUGGGAGUAAGGUGGUCAAUUCUAUCUUCUAAAAGGGGUCAGGGUUGUAUCAGGUUGGGUUGUAUGACGGGCAAAGAGGUGGCGUUUCCGUUUGUCUACUAUGGCUGGCCAGAUGGUUGGGCUGGGAUUGAGUCGAGAGACAUUGGAUGAUUGGGCUUCAUGUGGUUGUUUUCGGCUCUGCCGCUUUGGAUGAUUCAGAAGCCAGUUCUUUCUUCAUGCAGGCGUGUACAUGGUAAUGGGCCGUGGGUACAAAUGUUCCUUUCCUAUGACGGUUGGUAGACGGGUGUUCCUUAGUUCUAUGCACUUGAUAUUCUCACUUCUUGAUUUCUCCGACCGUCGUUGUAAGCCACUGGACCCAGACAGAGGAACUACGGCGUUCCAGGAACGCAGUUCUGCCAGAUCUCCAGUAG
Canariomyces notabilis is the source of this 1330-nucleotide messenger RNA. RefSeq names its product SH3-domain-containing protein. NCBI's taxonomy places the organism in Eukaryota, Fungi, Ascomycota, Sordariomycetes, Sordariales, Chaetomiaceae. Bases 152 to 952 code for a protein of 266 amino acids. The transcript has 2 exons. Gene Ontology annotation, molecular function: protein binding. The record is from RefSeq and is a predicted model, not a curated record. Gene Ontology annotation, biological process: protein transport to vacuole involved in ubiquitin-dependent protein catabolic process via the multivesicular body sorting pathway. Gene Ontology annotation, cellular component: ESCRT-0 complex.